Messenger RNA from Clonostachys solani, 2034 nucleotides. NCBI's taxonomy places the organism in Eukaryota, Fungi, Ascomycota, Sordariomycetes, Hypocreales, Bionectriaceae. The record is from the annotation of a GenBank genome assembly.
AUGGAGUUGACUUCCCCGCAUGCCCCUGGAAAUGAGCCUACCUGGCGAGACUUGAACGCCCUACAUCAGACUGAAGACGAUGAAGCGCCAUCACUCAGCCUGGACUUAACCCACCCCUCAACGAAAUCCAUUGUUCUAUCGCCCAUACUCAUUAUCUUCGUUCUAGCCUUUUCACUUUUGCUCACUCUCUUCAUUCGAAAAAGGGGGUUGCUGUUCUGUCACAACUCCCUUGUCGAGAAGACCUGUUGGCGUGACACGGUCGAGAAGAAGCUGGCGGCUGACAAAGAGAAGAUACCCAAACACUGGCGCCUGAAGCCUGAAGUCAUCACAUGGGCAAAAGCACAGCCUAAAAUCUCAGGGGAGGUGAUCGAGAACCUGCUUGAUGACGAGACAAGGCGCAUCACAAACAUGAAUCCGCGGGAGCUCAUUGGCCAAAUGUCCCAGGGCAAGCUGACUGCUGUCCAAGUGGUGUCUGCAUUUUGCAAACGCGCAGCUUACAGUCAUCAGAUCUGUGAUCUGCUCUUGGAGAUUGGUUUCGACCUGGCGUUGAGCCAUGCCAGAGAAUGUGACGAAUAUUUCAAAAAGCACGGAAAACUAAUCGGAGAGUUGCAUGGACUUCCAUUCACGAUGAAAGAUCAAUUCCACAUUGAAGGGAUGCCUACUAGUGCCGGCUACAUAGGAUGGAUCGGCACCUUUGAAGGCAAACCAGAUUCCGAAAAGUACAUGAAAUUUGAGAGUUUGCUUGUUGAACAACUUAAGUCGUUGGGGGCUAUCGCUAUCGGCAAGUCCGCUGUUAACAACAAUAACAUUCUUGGGUACGCUGUCAACCCGCACAACCGGAACUUAUCAACAGGUGGAUCUUCAGGAGGUGAAGCUGCAAUGCAGGCGUUGAGGGGAAGUUGUUUCGGUUUCGGAACUGACAUCGGGGGCUCAGUGUCUAUACCAGCGGCCUACCAGGGAGUCUACAGUCUGAAGCCGUCUACUGGUCGCAUCUCCUUUCAGGGUGGUGUCAAAAUAGCAGCAAUGCCGGCUGUUGUAGGCAUCAUGGGCCCCUCUCUCGACCUUCUCCAAUCGGUCUUCAAAUCAACACUAUCCACCAGCCCAUGGAUUCGCGACCAGGCCGUGACCAGGAUGCCGUGGCAAGGUUUGUAUGACGGUCAAUCGCCAAUGCGCGCUGACCUUGCAUUUGGAUUCCUUGAAAAUGAUGGGAUCGUUACUCCACAUCCUCCUGUUGCGAGAGCGAUGAGGAUUGUAAAGAAAGCGAUGGAAAUGGCCGAAAUUGAACUUGUUGGCUGGGACCCCCCUAGUAACAGUGAAGUGUCCGCUAUCCAUGUGAGCAACAAGUCCUUUUGUUACCACGAAAUACUACUGUAUCCGCAGCUAACAAUGAUACCCAAGGGCGCUCUCGCUCGUGGCGAUGGGUGCUUAGAUGUUUGGCAAGCCCUGGAGCUAUCUGGUGAGCCUUUGACACUGGAAUUAGAACGUACGUUCCCAGACAGGAGGGCUUUGCCUCCGAUUUCUGUUGUCGACUACCAAUCGUUUGUGGUUCGGAUGAUUGCUUUUCGGGAAAGGUGGAACGAUUAUUGGGAAUCUUCAUUCGAAAGAACGAAGAAUGGUCAUCCAGUUGAAGCGAUAAUAGCACCAGUAACACCGCACGCUGGAAUCAAAAGAAUUCAAACCAAAUACUCUAGUGAGAAAUCGGUUAUCCCGUUGCCUUGUUUGAACUUCAUGCUUAUUCUUCCGGGCUCAGCGUACGCAACUUCAUUGAAUGUUCUGGAUUAUCCCGGUAUUGGGAUCCCAAUCACUUUUGCAGAUCAACACGUCGACGAGAUUGAUCCAAAAUUCAAGCCUCUCACAUCAAAGGACGCGGAUGUAAUGCGGACGUAUGACCCUGGAGAGUUCCAUGGCUCUCCUAUCAGCAUACAGUUGAUCGGAAGGAGGCAAGACGAGGAGAGGCUGUUCGCGAUGGCAAAAAUCGUGCAGGAUGCUGUUGAUAAUCUGAAACGCUCUGGAGUCGAUUUUCUCCAUUGCUAG